CAAACAUAAGAGCACUACCGCCUCGGGCUUUACUCUGUAUUCAUAUAUGCACUCUCCUCGCUCAGAGACCUCCCUCCCUCUCUCUCUCUCUCUCCCUCUCUGCACAAUUAUUGCGUGUCGCACAAGCUAGUCAGUGUCUCACAGAGUCUCUGAGUCCAGACCCAUUUCUCUCUCUCUCUCUCUCUCAUAAUGGUUCUGCUUCAAAGCCGUACUGGCAACGGAGGAUCAGAACCAGACCACCUUAUCUCCUUCACAGAUGGCGAGCCCAUCGACGCCUCCGAAACGCACUGUUUCAACGACGACUUCGACGACUCAACGUGCUCCACCCCUUACGUCAGCGCCCCGUCGAGUCCGGGCCGGGGCCCGACCAGCAGCGGCGGAUACUUCUUCAGCGCACCAGCGAGCCCCAUGCACUUCGUGCUAUCCUCCGCUCCGUCCGCCACGUGUCCCCCCUCGCCCCAGUACUCCCUCGCCACUUCGUCGUCCGAGUUCGAGUUCUCAUCCCGGUGCUCUCCCAACGGCUCUGUAACCGUCGGAUCAAUGACCUCGGCCGACGAGCUGUUCCUCAACGGUCAGAUCAGACCCAUGAAGCUGUCCUCCCACUUGCAGAGGCCCCAGAUCUUGUCCCCACUCCUGGAUCUCGACGAAGACGAAGAACACGAUGAAGAGGAAGAAACUGCGAAGAAUGCGCGCUCGGAUUCAUUGCACAGGGGCAGAGAUCUCAAGCUACGCAGUCGAUCUCUCCACCGAAAAGCGAGAUCUUUAUCACCCCUUCGAAACGCAGACUUUCAGUGGCUUCACCAGGAAGAGAACGACAAGGCUAAACACGUCGAUAAAGAAGAUAAGCAAAGCGAAGCGACCACCGUCUCGACCGAAACGACACCGUCUUGCUCCGCUUCGUCGUCGAGGUCAUCCUCUGCGGGAAGAAACUCAAAGAAGUGGGUAUUCUUGAAGGACCUCUUGUACAGAAGCAAGAGCGAAGGGAGAGGAGGAAACGGGAAGGAAAAGCUCUGGUCAUACAUUUCGUCCAAGGAAAAGCCGGAGAAGCAGAAACAAAAGCAGAAGCAAAAGCAAAAGCAAGCCGCCGGAAGACCGACCAAUGGGGUGGCGGCAGCGAAGCGGAGGGUGCCGGCUCGGUCACCGCACGAGCUGCAUUACACGGCGAAUAGAGCGCAGGCGGAGGAGCUGAAGAAGAGGACCUACUUGCCCUACAAGCAAGGCCUGCUUGGAUGCCUGGGGUUCAGUUCCAAAGGAUACGGUGCGCUUAAUGGACUCACUAGGGCCUUGAACCCAGUGUCUUCCAGGUAGACCAAAGACGGACAGGUCCUUAGACCUUAAUUAACUUGUACCAUAAAAAAAUAUAUAAAAUAUGUACAGUCGCGAAACUAUAUAUAUGUUGUUCUGAUGAAAUAUUUGUUCGCUUAUGUCAUCCCAGUUUGCCUUUGGAAGUUAUGUAGUAGUGUGCACCAGUAUAUAUGUAAGCUUAAAGUUUAAAGCCUACACUGUGUCUGUGU
Molecule: messenger RNA, 1514 nt
Organism: Alnus glutinosa
Lineage: Eukaryota; Viridiplantae; Streptophyta; Magnoliopsida; Fagales; Betulaceae
Exons: 1
Coding region: 190-1308 (372 amino acids)
Source: RefSeq, a predicted model, not a curated record